Molecule: messenger RNA, 237 nt
Organism: Arabis nemorensis
Lineage: Eukaryota; Viridiplantae; Streptophyta; Magnoliopsida; Brassicales; Brassicaceae
Source: the annotation of a GenBank genome assembly
AUGCAAAAAGUUGAAGCCAGAGGGAAAGGUAUUUUGCAACAAAACCAGAUCAUUGCUGAAUUCGAGACUUUGCCUGAAGAAACCCAGAACAAGUUUGAAGGUGGUGCCUUCGACCUUCUCAAAUCCACUCAGGAAGCAAUUGUGAUGCCAGUUGCCACCAUGGGUUGCUCUUGCUGUGAGGCCAAGGCCUGGUGUUCGGGAAUAUCUAAGAGGGAGUCAAUCUCCAUGCUCUUCUAA